CUAUGCAGUGCUUACCUAACUUUCCCACCACGAUGUUUCCCCGCUGUCCGCAAAACUUCAUCCUUCGGGAGAUGCCGAGAAAUUUUUAAAACUAGGUGGAACGCGCUCGUGCAGAUCGGCUGCUAAUUAUUGCCAAAUCGACAGUAUUGGUCUUGUCCUAUCCGCCGCACCUCCGACCCCCAAGUUCACGAGCCACCUGCGCCAUUUUAUCCUAUAGCCCAUUGUUCUGUACCUACAUUACUGCUAGACAGGAACACUUUUUGAAACAAUGGAGGAGCUCACAAGCUUUCUAUCGUUACUUGGAGAAGAGGUAGAAGACGCUGAAGAGGAAGCCUUCUACCUUUUCGCACAAGACAUCCCCUCCUCGAAUUUAGGCUUCGUCGACUCGCGCGCCACGACCGUCGACCUCACAAUCCACAAUCAGGACUACAUCAUCCAUCAAUCCCCCACACUACUUUCCUCGUCCCGCGCAGGCGGGACAACAGGCGCAGUCCUUUGGAAAAUCACCCCCCUCUUCUCCGAAUGGCUUUCCUCCCCAAACAACCCGCUCUGGACCCAAUCGCUCCUCUCCGCCUCCUCCACCCUCGUCGAACUUGGUUGCGGCAUCUCAGGCCUGAAUGCGCUCACCCUGGCCCCAAAGGUCCAUCACUACAUCGCGACAGACCAAGAAUACGUCCACCGACUCUUCCGCCAGAACAUCGAGACCAACUACCAAGCCUCCACCACAGCCAAAGCCUCCAAGUCUCGCAAGCAGCAGAACCAGCAACAGCAACAAUCAAAGCGCAAGCCCAAGCAGCAGCAACAAAACCCGUCGCAGACGACGUCAUCACCAAACAUCACCUUCACCUCCCUUGACUGGGAACUCGACGUUGCGGGAUCGCUGAAAGCCAGCGUGGGGCUCGAGAGCUUGCCUUUGGAGAACGGUGACGGCAAUGACAGCAAUGAGGAAGAAGAAAAAGAGGUUGAUCGAGGGUUCGAUUUCCUGGUGUCGUGCGACUGUAUCUACAACGAUGCGUUGGUGGCCCCAUUUGUGCGCACGUGUGCGGACAUUUGUCGCUUGAGGCCUGUCUACACUUCCGAAGAUCAUGGUGGUAAGAGGGGCAGAGCGCCGACAAUCUGCCUCAUCGCGCAACAGCAACGGUCGCCGGAGGUGUUCGAGGCUUGGUUGCAGGAGACCUUGAGGGUGUUUCGCGUAUGGAGAGUGACUGAUGAUGUACUCGGGGAGCGGCUGAAGUCCGGGACGGGGUAUCUAGUUCACUUAUUGCUGCUCAGAUGAAGUGGAUCGGGGGUGUCCGGGUGUGGUGUGGAGAGGAAAUGGGAUAGUAGAGAGGAUUAAGGAAGCCUGUAUGAA
Messenger RNA from Aspergillus homomorphus CBS 101889, 1351 nucleotides. RefSeq names its product S-adenosylmethionine-dependent methyltransferase. The coding region runs from base 269 to 1276 and encodes 335 amino acids. The transcript is spliced from 4 exons. NCBI's taxonomy places the organism in Eukaryota, Fungi, Ascomycota, Eurotiomycetes, Eurotiales, Aspergillaceae. The record is from RefSeq and is a predicted model, not a curated record.